AUGGCCGCAAAGAAAUCUAAGCCGGCACGUCGUGCGAAGACAAAAGCGGAAGAGGAAAAGCCGAAACCGUCAUGGUGGUGGGCUUUGGUGGCCGUAGUAGUGGCGGUGGCGGUAGGGUACGUCGCCUUUCUGAAGGGGUCGUCGGCUCCCUCACAUGUGAUGUCGUACUCUAAUCGCGAGCCCUUGGUCCCGUUUCCCUUGCCGCCCCUACAUGAUUUGCCUUCCCACCCUCUCUAUGAAGAAGACACAGAGAAAGUCCGCGAGAUUCGUACAGCCUUUGCCAAGUCGUGGAAUGCGUACAAACGCCAUGCAUGGGGGUAUGAUGAAUUUCAUCCUCUCUCAAAAAGCGGGUCUAAUCUGCUAGGAAAAGAUGAUGCGCCGCUGGGAUAUACCAUGGUCGAUGCUUUGGAUAUGCUUAUUCUCCUGGGCAUGAAGGAGGAGUACGUGGAGGCACGCGAAUGGAUUCGAACGACGUUGCAUUGGGACAUUGAUGGGCGCCUGAAUGUGUUUGAAACGACAAUUCGUGUGCUGGGCGGCUUGCUCUCUGCCUCGGCACUUAUGCUUGACCCACCAGCAGGCGCACUCCCUCGCUCGUUGGACGAUGCUCAGCUGUUUCUUGAUAAGGCUGCGACGCUGGCAGAGCGUAUGCUGCCGGCUUUCCAAACACCAAGUGGGAUCCCUAAGCGUGAAAUUAAUUUGGCCACAGGUGAAGCAUUCUUUGAUACAGACAACAGAAAUGCUAGUAGUCUAGCGGAGGCUACCACCAUCCAGCUCGAGUUCAAGUAUCUUGCCGAACGACUUCAUAAUGCGACGUACUGGUCGUUGGCGGAACGACCAAUGCAAGUCGCGCUGGAUCACAGCAAGCCACCUGAGCCGGGUGUACUACCGAUCUUUGUGGAUCCGAUUUCGGGUCAGUUUUAUGCAGGCGAGGUGCGGCUAGGAUCCCGUGGCGACUCGUACUAUGAGUACCUGGUAAAGCAGUACCUCCAAACGAACCGGACGGAAGAUGUGUACCGAGCUAUGUAUGAGCAUGCCUUUAGUGGGAUCAAAGCGUUCCUUCUGGGCAAAGUAACAUCGGUGACACCACCCUUGGUGCACACGUUGGAAAUGUUCCCUCGUCAGACCAUGAUGAUGGAGCUGGAAUGGCUGCGACGGACCAAGCAGGACCAUCUCGUUUGUUUCUUAGGUGGGACGAUGAUGACUGGCGCUGCCGCUCAGACUUACGGCCCUCUUACCCCACCCAUGGCGGUGCCAGGCAUUCCUGCAGCGCGGUGGGAAGAUUGGCAGGUAGGUCACGAACUCAUCCGGUCGUGUGUGGAUACCUACACAGCCUCGGCCACCGGCCUUGGCGCGGAGAUUGUGUUUUUCAAUCCGCCUGGCUACAGUGAGCCCAAUGGGCGUGCAUGGCGUGUGAAACGAGCAAAUCGGGCGUUGGAUCCUUACGCGGAAGCUCUGAUCGAUUCGCGCAACAUCCUGCGCCCUGAAACGAUAGAGUCGCUGUAUAUCGCGUUCCAGCUCACGGGUGAUCCGGUGUACCGUGAAUGGGGCUGGACUAUUUUCCAAAGCUUCCAGCGCUGGUGUCAAGUGGAUGGCGGUGACGGCGGUUAUGCAGGCAUCGACGAUGUGGACAGUGUCGAUCAUCAGCAAAUUGAUCGCAUGGAGACAUUCUGGCUCUCAGAGACGCUAAAGUACUUCUAUCUGCUCUUCACCAAGCGAGAUCUAUUGCCCUUCCAUCAGUGGGUCCUCAACACCGAAGCUCAUCCACUGCCGGUCUUUACCCCGACGUUCCUGACGCAUGUAGAAUGA
Molecule: messenger RNA, 1806 nt
Organism: Malassezia pachydermatis
Lineage: Eukaryota; Fungi; Basidiomycota; Malasseziomycetes; Malasseziales; Malasseziaceae
Product: alpha-mannosidase
Exons: 3
Coding region: 1-1806 (601 amino acids)
Biological process (GO): N-glycan processing; carbohydrate metabolic process
Cellular component (GO): endoplasmic reticulum; membrane
Molecular function (GO): mannosyl-oligosaccharide 1,2-alpha-mannosidase activity; calcium ion binding
Source: RefSeq, a predicted model, not a curated record